Molecule: messenger RNA, 591 nt
Organism: Puccinia triticina
Lineage: Eukaryota; Fungi; Basidiomycota; Pucciniomycetes; Pucciniales; Pucciniaceae
Exons: 2
Coding region: 1-591 (196 amino acids)
Source: RefSeq, a predicted model, not a curated record
AUGGAUUUUACCCCAAAAUCAUUCCUCACAGCUUUCCUUGAGAGCCCAGACAUGGCAGCUGCUGUUGAACGCCAAUAUUGGGCCACACCUGUUGGAAUUCCCUCCACUAUUCAACUUGUGAAAACCAUUUGGGACAAUAUUCAGAAGAUUUACGAGAGAAUAACUGCAUGGAAUGACUUCAUUCUCAAUGAAGCCUCCAUCAUUGUCCAAAAUGAGACCCCUCCAACCGGUUACUUUCCAAAGGGUGGAUUCUAUAGCUCUGAAAGAAUCCAGGCAGACUUUUAUAACUCCAACACAAAAACCCUGCGCAAUAAGAAGCUAGUGGAAGAUGACAUGCCCUUCCUGUUCAAACUUGUCACCAACAAAAUGCGAAUCAACCUGACUCCUCCCCCAACUAGCCAAUCAGAAGUCCGUGAGGAUGAUGAUGCCCCGCUUGACAAUUCUGACACCGACGAACACAAGCCUGAUCUCUUUGGGGAUGGACCUGAUGCUCAUAGAUAUUAUCAGCAACAAGUAAUUACUGUCAGAGCUCUUUCUUCAUUGUCAUUCAUGUUGUUUGAUGUUUUUGAGCAACUGAAAAGUGCUAUUUAA